Empidonax traillii (willow flycatcher) is the source of this 1232-nucleotide messenger RNA. RefSeq names its product transmembrane protein 120A (gene TMEM120A). Lineage: Eukaryota; Metazoa; Chordata; Aves; Passeriformes; Tyrannidae. The record is from RefSeq and is a predicted model, not a curated record. Gene Ontology annotation, cellular component: membrane. The transcript has 12 exons. The coding region runs from base 32 to 1057 and encodes 341 amino acids. Gene Ontology annotation, biological process: fat cell differentiation.
GCGGGCCGGGCCGGGCUCCGCCAUCGCCGCCAUGGCCGCGGGCGCCUCGGUCGCCGAGUGCCUGCGGGAGUGGGAGGAGCUGCAGGACGGCUUCCAGCGCAUCCAGGAUAACCACAGGCUGUACAAGCAGAAACUCGAGGAGCUGACCAAGCUGCAGGACGGGAUCUCCAGCUCCAUCGCACGGCAGAAGAAGCGGCUGAAGGAGCUCUCACUCUCCCUCAAAAAAUGCAAAGCCCACGCCAGCCCCGAGCAGGAAUCUUCCAUCCAAGAGACAGAGAACCUGAUUAAAGAGAGGCAGAACGUUUUCUUCGAGAUGGAGGCCUAUCUGCCAAAGAAGAAUGGGUUAUAUCUGAGUCUGGUGCUCGGGAAUGUGAACGUCACACUGCUCAGCAAACAGGCCAAGUUUGCUUAUAAAGAUGAAUAUGAGAAGUUCAAGCUCUACCUCACCAUCAUCCUACUCAUUGUCUCCUCCUCCUGUCGGUUCCUCUUCAACUCCCGGGUGACAGAUGCCGUCUUUAACUUCCUCCUGGUGUGGUACUACUGCACCCUCACCAUCCGGGAGAGCAUCCUGAUCAACAACGGAUCCAAAAUCAAAGGCUGGUGGGUUUUGCAUCACUACAUCUCCACCUUCCUCUCAGGUGUCAUGCUGACAUGGCCGGAUGGGCUCAUGUACCAGAUGUUCAGGAACCAGUUUCUCUCCUUCUCCAUGUACCAGAGCUUUGUGCAGUUCCUGCAGUAUUACUACCAGAGUGGGUGCUUGUACCGUCUGCGAGCGCUGGGCGAGAGGCACAACAUGGAUCUGACCGUGGAGGGUUUCCAGUCCUGGAUGUGGAGAGGCCUCACGUUCCUGCUUCCCUUCCUCUUCUUUGGGCAGUUCUGGCAGCUCUACAACGCCAUCACCCUCUUCCGCAUGCUCCAGCACCCAGAAUGCAAGGAGUGGCAGGUCCUCAUGUGCGGCCUCCCCUUCUUCAUCCUUUUCCUGGGGAACUUCUUCACCACCCUCGGUGUUGUCCACCAGAAGUUUCAGAACAAGAACAAAGACACGAAGGAGAAGUGAAGGGGGGCAGUGUGGGUGCCAGGACUGUUUCUCCCCGCUGCCUCCAUCCCCCAUGCACAUCUCUCCUCGAUUCCGUCCGGACUCUGGUGUCUCAUCCCAUUCCUUGGAAGCCUGGGAGUGGGACAGAGCUUGGGCCCUGCUCCUGGACAGUCCGUGUGUUCACCGUGGUGCUGGA